AUGGCUGCGUCAUCAGCAGUCACAACACUGUGUGAGAAUCCAAAUGAAGUCUUCCUAGACGUCGCCAAAUUGUUACUUACGUACGCGGACAAUAUUUUGAGGAACCCCAAUGAGGAAAAGUACAGAUCAAUCCGUAUAGGCAAUCCCACUUUCUCCACCAAGCUGCUGCCUAUCAAAGGAGCAGUGGAAUGCCUCUUUGAGAUGGGAUUUGAGGAGGCAGAGACACAUUUGGUGUUCCCCAAGUCUGCAUCAGUGGACCAACUGAAGCGCAUCAGGGAAUCCAUUGCAGCAGAGAGAGAUCAGAGGCUGCGUGGAGGGCAGCCUGUCCAGCCUGUCAUUCAAGCUGCAACAACCUCAGGGUCACCUCCAGCUCCAGAAAGCUCAGGUGCCUCCAGCCUACCUAUAGCACCUCCUCCACCACAGCCAUCAUCUUUGGAGAGCAGUAUGAGCUUCUUUGUGACCCUCCAGUCUAAUUUCCAACAUGUAAUGCUGUAUGAAAACCCUGGGCUGCAGCAAGAAGCAAAGAGGCACAUCCCUCACCAGCAGCUGUCCUCUGCUGCUGAAAAGAAGUUAAAGGAGGCAAAAGAAGCCGACCCAGAAUGUAAACUUGGAAAGGAGGAAUUUUUGGUGCUGGAGCUGCUCAGGUGGUUCAAACAGGACUUCUUCUCCUGGGUUGACUGUCUGCCCUGCGGCCGUUGUGGAGGCCCAACCCAGAAUGCUGGCUCCCUCAGUCCAAGCACCGAUGAUCUGCGCUGGGGAGGUCAGAGAGUGGAAAACCACUACUGUGAAAGCUGCAAGCUCUCUACCAGAUUCCCCAGGUACAACAAUCCUGAGAAGCUGCUGGAAACCAGGAGGGGGCGCUGUGGAGAGUGGGCUAACUGUUUCACACUGUGUUGCAGAGCCAUGGGCCUUGAGGCCAGGUAUAUCUGGGAUAGCACAGACCAUGUUUGGACAGAGAUUUAUUCAGCCUCUCAGCGCCGCUGGCUUCAUUGUGACUCGUGUGAAAAUGUCUGUGAUAAGCCUCUGCUGUAUGAAGUUGGCUGGGGAAAGAAAUUGGCUUACAUACUUGCAUUCUCUAAGGACCAGGUGGUUGAUGUGACCUGGAGAUAUUCUUGCAAACAUCCAGAGGUUUUAUCACGACGGACCAGGGUUCAGGAGGCCUGGCUGUUGCACACCAUCAGCAAUCUCAAUGCAGCUAGGCAGCAGUCUCUGAGUCCUCAGAGAAAGAAGGAGCUGACUGAGAGGCUGCUUGUUGAGCUGGUGGAAUUCAUCUCUCCCAAAAAAGCUAAACCUGGGGAUCUGGGUGGACGCAACUCUGGGUCUUUGGCCUGGAGGAUAGCAAGAGGGGAGACCAAAGGGACCGAUACGGCAACCACCACACAGACAACAGGUUAUGUGUUUACUCCCACUGAGAAAGAGAAGAGUGAUAAGUUCCUUCAUGUGCGCUACAGUGCCUCCAAAGACCAAUACUGUCGAGUUUCCAACAGCUGUGAGGUCAUUCACAGCUGGGAUAAUUGUGUAUGGAAAAAGGAGUCAGUCUUUAGAAAGGUGGAGAAUGACUGGCAGAUGGUGUACAUUGCUCGAACAGAGGAAUCUUCUUCUGGAAGAAUCAGCUGGAAGUGUGACUUUUCUCCAGUGGGAAUGAAGAUAAAAUCUGCUACAAUCAUGGCCAAUAGCCAGACCUUCCACUCGGGUAAAGUCUGCUGGAGUCUGCAAUCAGGCCAGUCUACUACAGAGUUCUCAGGAGAUGGCAAGAUGCAGCUGUUCCCGAAUCUCUCUGGAUCAUCAGAGUUCAUCAUUGUAGCAGAACUCAGCGGUGGCGAAGGGGACGCAUCAUGGCAGCAUGCUCAACUCUUCAGACAGAGUUUGAAGGAGACAGAGGAGUCUUCAUUUGAAAUCCUCAUUCAUUUAGAAGAUGCUUAACACCUACUUUACUCAUAUACACUAGAGCCCUGAUUUUAUUUUGUAAUUUUUUUUAAUGUUGAGCUCUCUAUUUCAGCAUUUGACAACACUUUGGCAGGUGUACGGUCCACGAUGACACAAUGUACAGUGGUGUGCAAAAGUCUUAUAUACACUUUAAUUUUGUUUUUUCUGUAGGGUUUUAAGGAGCAUUCAUAUUUCUUUCUCAGUCUCUUCCACAGAGGCACAAUAAAAUGCAGGAGAUAUGUGCAUGAUAUUAAAAACAUGCAAAAAAUCAGACCUAAAUGGCCCCGACAGGCUAAAAUCUGUACAUAAUAUGACUUUAUGUUUAACAGUAACAAACAUCUAAUGUGUUGAAUGAAUCCUGGUGGAAAAUUAAUGUACUAAAUCUCAUAUUGUCUGAACAACAAAGUUAGCUACGUUAAAUGAGGGAGGUCACAUUAAACACUUUACAUUUGGAAGAAUCUUUUGUUCCUGAAACUUUUGUGUUUACUACUAUGUGUAUUUCCUGGUUGUAUUAUAAUACAGAGACUGAGAAUUGCAUAUGUACGCUUAUUAUCAUGCCGCUAUAACAGUAAACCUAAUGGUGGCCUAAGACUUUUGCACAGUACAGUAUUUUGACAAUUGAGUGCAGUAACUAUAUUUGUUUUAGUCCUAAACAUAUCUUACAGGGUACAGAUCAUUGUUUAUCAUUUUAAACUUGAUUUUACUAAGGGCCAAAUGAACUAUAAAACAUGCAGUGCUGUAAGAAAAAAAGCCAUAGAGUUUUACAUAAUGUUUGCCUCCACUGUGGAUGUAUCUUAAUUUUUUUGAUGCAUGGAUAUUCCACACUGUAAACAGGGGCAGUUGGGCUCUGGUUGAGCCAACUCUCCUGUUAUGUAAAUGUUUGUGUGUUACUGGGCUAAAGACCUGAGUAGUUAUUAUAUUCAUGUGUAUAAUUAUCAAUGGAGCAAAUUGCUAUCCCUGUUGGUGUAAUUGAAAGGGCUGAAUGUCUGUAAUGUGUGGUGUAUUAAAGGUAUUUUUGCAGUCUG
This is a messenger RNA of Sphaeramia orbicularis (orbiculate cardinalfish), 2951 nucleotides long. RefSeq names its product N-glycanase 1 (gene ngly1). The coding region runs from base 1 to 1923 and encodes 640 amino acids. Gene Ontology annotation, biological process: protein deglycosylation; glycoprotein catabolic process. NCBI's taxonomy places the organism in Eukaryota, Metazoa, Chordata, Actinopteri, Kurtiformes, Apogonidae. The transcript is spliced from 12 exons. Gene Ontology annotation, molecular function: peptide-N4-(N-acetyl-beta-glucosaminyl)asparagine amidase activity. The record is from RefSeq and is a predicted model, not a curated record. Gene Ontology annotation, cellular component: cytosol; nucleus; cytoplasm.